This is a messenger RNA of Lipotes vexillifer (Yangtze River dolphin), 3133 nucleotides long. RefSeq names its product ankyrin repeat and BTB domain containing 3 (gene ABTB3). The record is from RefSeq and is a predicted model, not a curated record. NCBI's taxonomy places the organism in Eukaryota, Metazoa, Chordata, Mammalia, Artiodactyla, Lipotidae. The transcript has 16 exons. The coding region runs from base 75 to 2180 and encodes 701 amino acids. Gene Ontology annotation, molecular function: protein binding.
GGGUACUCUGCCUGCCAGACAGCCUGAACCUUCACCGAGACCCGCAGCGGACCAGCAAACCGGGAGAGCUGCCCAUGUUCAGCCAGUCCGAGCUGAGGACCAUCGAGCAAUCCUUGCUGGCCACCCGCGUGGGCAGCAUCGCGGAACUGAGUGACCUGGUGUCCCGAGCAAUGCAUCACCUGCAGCCCCUCAACGCCAAGCACCAUGGCAAUGGCACCCCCCUGCACCACAAGCAGGGGGCGCUCUACUGGGAGCCCGAGGCCCUGUACACCCUUUGCUAUUUCAUGCACUGCCCGCAGAUGGAAUGGGAAAAUCCCAACGUGGAGCCCUCCAAAGUCAACCUCCAGGUGGAAAGGCCCUUCCUCGUGCUGCCGCCACUGAUGGAGUGGAUCCGGGUGGCCGUGGCGCACGCCGGCCACCGCCGCAGCUUCUCCAUGGACAGCGACGACGUCCGCCAGGCCGCCCGGCUGCUGCUGCCCGGCGUGGACUGCGAGCCGCGCCAGCUCAGGGCCGAUGACUGCUUUUGCGCUUCUCGGAAGCUGGACGCAGUGGCCAUCGAAGCCAAGUUUAAGCAGGACCUGGGUUUCCGGAUGCUAAACUGUGGACGGACGGACCUGGUGAAGCAGGCAGUGUCUCUCCUGGGGCCCGAUGGGAUCAACACCAUGAGCGAACAGGGCAUGACCCCCCUGAUGUACGCCUGCGUCCGCGGGGACGAGGCAAUGGUUCAGAUGCUGCUGGAUGCCGGAGCUGACCUGAAUGUGGAGGUUGUCAGUACUCCUCAUAAAUAUCCAUCCGUCCACCCUGAGACCCGCCAUUGGACGGCUCUGACUUUUGCUGUGUUGCAUGGACAUAUUCCUGUAGUUCAGCUCCUCCUGGAUGCUGGGGCCAAGGUGGAGGGCUCUGUGGAGCAUGGCGAGGAGAACUAUUCAGAAACGCCCCUCCAGCUCGCAGCCGCCGUAGGAAAUUUUGAGCUGGUUAGUUUGCUGUUGGAGCGUGGCGCGGACCCCCUGAUAGGAACCAUGUACAGGAAUGGAAUUUCUACCACCCCCCAGGGUGAUAUGAACUCUUUCAGCCAGGCCGCAGCCCACGGACACAGGAAUGUGUUCCGCAAACUGCUCGCUCAGCCAGAGAAGGGGAAGAGCGACAUCCUGUCCCUGGAGGAGAUCCUGGCCGAGGGGACAGACCUGGCGGAGGCAGCCCCGCCCCCCCUGUGCGCCAGCCGCAACAGCAAGGCCAAACUCAGAGCCCUGAGGGAGGCCAUGUAUCACAGCGCUGAGCACGGCUACGUGGAUGUCACGAUUGACAUCAGGAGCAUAGGUGUCCCGUGGACCCUGCACACCUGGCUGGAGUCUUUGCGGAUCGCCUUCCAGCAGCACCGCCGGCCUCUCAUUCAGUGCCUGUUGAAGGAGUUUAAGACCAUUCAGGAGGAAGAGUACACAGAGGAGCUCGUCACCCAGGGCCUGCCCCUCAUGUUCGAGAUCUUGAAAGCCAGCAAGAACGAAGUGAUCAGCCAGCAGCUGUGUGUCAUCUUCACUCACUGCUAUGGGCCCUACCCCAUCCCCAAGCUCACAGAGAUCAAACGGAAACAGACCUCACGCCUGGAUCCUCAUUUCCUUAACAAUAAAGAAAUGUCAGAUGUUACCUUUCUGGUAGAAGGAAGACCAUUUUAUGCUCACAAAGUGCUGUUAUUUACAGCCUCUCCAAGGUUCAAAGCCCUCCUCUCUAGCAAACCGACAAAUGACAACACCUGCAUAGAGAUCGGAUACGUGAAGUACCCCAUCUUUCAGCUGGUCAUGCAGUACCUCUACUACGGUGGCCCAGAGUCGCUUCUCAUUAAAAACAACGAGAUCAUGGAGCUUCUGUCUGCUGCUAAAUUUUUCCAGCUGGAGGCUUUGCAGCGACACUGUGAGAUUAUCUGUGCAAAGAGCAUCAAUACCGACAACUGUGUGGAUAUUUACAACCACGCCAAGUUUCUUGGAGUCAUGGAGCUCUCAGCAUAUUGCGAAGGCUACUUUCUCAAAAACAUGAUGGUCCUCAUCGAAAACGAAGCAUUCAAGCAGCUCCUAUAUGACAAAAAUGGCGAAGGGACGGGCCAGGAUGUGCUCCAGGACUUACAGAGGACGUUGGCCAUCAGGAUUCAGUCAAUCCACUUGUCAUCUUCCAAAGGUUCUGUUGUAUGAAACGUCCAGUCCAAGGAACGUUCCCCAGGGACUUGCCAGUUCUGCUGCUGCAUUGGCUUCACACGAACAUACAAGUCUCACCUGGCAUCUGUUUUUGGCUGGGCCAAGGAGCUGCUUUUACUGCCUCAGCUGCUCUUGAAUAAGCAAAUGCAGCUCUCAUGAGCUCCUGUUGAGAAACAAAGGACAUGCCACUGGCCUGCAGGUCAGAUUACAGCUGGAUCCAGAGCUAGAAGGCCAACGUGGGGCAGCCGAGCUGACCUCAUCUGAAAGCACCCCUGGGGCAGUUGAACACCCCUUGCCAGGGACCGCUAUCCAGCAGAUAGACUGAGAACUAAAGGCCGUUCAGGUUCCAGGUUGACAGUUGGAGAACUUCACUGUACCGACCCUGAAAAGCAUUAUAUUUAUUACACAUUACCUUAGUAGCUGCAAUUCCGCAAGAGUUAAACCAUGGUAGCAAAUUGGUGAGACUGUUACCAAUGACGAAGACAUCAUUUGGCGUAUUUUUAGGGGUGGGAACUUUUUAAAAUGUUCAUAAAAAAAAAAAACCCAGAACAGGGCAGCCUUGUAGUUUAAAAUAUAUUUCUAAAAGCUUAACAGUUCAUUUUCAACUGGAUUGUGUUUAGGGAUCUGUGUUUUGAGAUUUCUUUUUUAAAAAAAAAAAAACAGUUGCAGGUCUACACUGUAUAAACAUGCAUCUGAGAAGAUAUUGCUAAUAUUCUACACAAGGUGAAAUAAUAACCUUGCCUUAGUGAUCAUGGUUACACAGAAGAGGUGCACUGCCAAUAAUUAACUCAAUAGUUGAAAAAAAACCUGCAUGCUAAUCGUGAUUUUGGGGUGAGAAUAAAAUCCCCCCACAUAAAAAAAAAAAAAAAAAAAAAGCAUUUGCAUGGGCCUGAACCUGUAAAAUGUUAUGUUUGUGCUUCAUUUUUGCCAAGGUAAAAAUGUCCCAUCAC